Messenger RNA from Phragmites australis (common reed), 2951 nucleotides. RefSeq names its product protein ENHANCED DISEASE RESISTANCE 2-like. The record is from RefSeq and is a predicted model, not a curated record. The coding region runs from base 635 to 2692 and encodes 685 amino acids. Lineage: Eukaryota; Viridiplantae; Streptophyta; Magnoliopsida; Poales; Poaceae. Gene Ontology annotation, molecular function: lipid binding. The transcript has 22 exons.
UGCUCUCGCUUGCUAAGUUUCGGUCCUAAUGCGUGUGAUGAUUGCGUUGCUUCCCGAUGGUUUCGCGCUGGAGUUUGUCAAAAUUAUGGGGUUUGUGUGGGGGCUAGAUGAAAGCGCUUCCUCACGGGACUCGUCGGUCGUUGUCUAGCUUGUUUUUAACAUAUUGGAUUUAGAUGAGAUUACGGAAAUAUGCACGCUCGAAUUCCUUAUGCUUGCUGUUCGGGAUUUGGCAGGUUUUGGUUUGAUCCAGUAGUAUAAUGCAGAGAUUUGCAGAGGUAAUAAUUGCGAACGUUGGCAGAGAUUUUUCCUUAUGCUUGCUGUUCGGGAUCUGUUGAAGUUCGAGAGAGGCGAAUUUAAUGAGGGAAAUGUGACAUCCAUAUAUUUUGCUGGGAGCCUCACGGUCAUAUCUGCUAGGAAAUACAGAGGUGUGCAGUUGGGCGAGGUUCUGGGCUGUAGUUUUGGCUUUGAUCAUGUUGCUAUUAUAUGGUGCACGUGUUGUUUCACUUAGAUUUUGGAUACAAACCUGUCUGGUUUGUGUGUGUUCAGGCUCUGUAUGUAUUUGCUCAAUUAUUGAACUGGCACUUUAGGAUCAUUUGGGGUUUUCACAAACAAGAAAUUUAGGGAUGAAAAGUUAAUGUGGGAGUUUGGCAUCAUAACCCAACAGGAACCUAUCCGAAAGGGUGCUGUUAGUCACACUCUUAUGGUGGAGGAGCUUGGUCGCCGAAAGGUCAACGAUGGGGAUGUUUAUGUCAUGAGGUUGUACAAUCGGUUGGAUCAAACAAAGAAAGGAGAGAUAGCAUGUGCCGCUCCUGGCGAUGCUCGGAAAUGGAUUGAAGCAUUUGAGCAAGCCAAACAACAGGCAGACUAUGACCUGAUGAGAGGGGUUAGCUGGAACAGAUUGCAGAAUGAAAAUGAGAUUAAUCUUGAUGGUCAUCGACCACGGGUGAGGAAGUAUGCACAAGGUUUGGGAAAACUAGUACGAAUUGGCAAAGGGCCAGAAAUGCUCCUUCGACAGUCUUCAGAUCUUCAAAACCAUGACAUGGUUAACCCAAACUUUGGAGGUGAUACCGGAGAUGCAUCUGAAGCACAUGAAUGGAGAUAUGUUCGAACAUUUAAUGGCGUAAGAAUCUUUGAAGAUAUUGCAAACUCAAAGGGUGGAAGGGGAAUACUUCUGAAGUCUGUUGGAGUGGUUAGUGCAAACCCUGAUACUGUGUUUGAAGUGGUUCUCAGUCUUGAUAAGCAUAAGCGAUACGAGUGGGAUAUGUUGACAGCUGAUUUAGAGUUGGUGGAAACAGUUGAUGGAUACUACGAUGUGGUUUAUGGGACCUAUGAACCCAAAUAUUUAAAUUGGUGGAAAGCAAAGAAGGAUUUUGUUUUUUCCAGACAAUGGUUUCAUGGACAAGAUGGAACAUACACCAUUUUGCAGAGUCCUGCUGGUCACAAGGAAAAACCUCCAAGGCAUGGUUAUGACCGUACAAAAAUCAACCCAUCAGCAUGGGAAAUAAGGAGGUUGACCACAUCAGGAUCAUCAACUCCAAAGUGUAUUGUUACUCGUAUGUUGGAAAUUUCUCAGAGUUUUUGGGGCAGAUGGAAGAGAAGGCACUCCUCAAAUUUUGAGAAAAGUAUUCCUUUUGCUUUGCUAAACCAAGUGGCAGGUCUAAGAGAGUAUUUUGCAGCAAAUCCAGCCUUGACAUCUGAUUUGCCUUCAACAGUAGUGAAAUCAAAAGCAUGGGAUCCUUUAAUCAUCCAUAGUGAACUCAAAGAUUCUGAACCUAGUGAUGAAUUUUAUGAUGCACUUGUUAGAGGCGAAUCCUUUGAAGAUGAGGAUAGUGAUGAUGAUGAAGAUGAUGAUGAUGUUACAACUCCAAAGGCUGGAAAAGUGAAGUUGAAGAAUGUGUCAUGGGCUAUUGCCAGUUUAGCUUUGAAACCAACUAAAGCUUUGGUUGAGAGCAGCGAAUUGGUUACAAAUUCUGCUCGUGUAACUAUUGAUCCAAGCCAUUUCCACAGCACCCUUCGACGAGCGAAAAACGAAAAUGACCCAAAUUCUUGGAGUGCACCUGGUGGAGAGAAGUUUAUGAUAAGAGGGAAAACUUACUUAACAGAUUACACCAAGGUUGUUGGAGGGGGUCCACUUCUAAAGCUAAUUGCGGUCGAUUGGUUCAAGGUUAAUGAGCGCUUUGAUGCAGUUGCUUUACAUCCCAAAAGCCUUGUACAGUCAGAAGCUGCAAAGAAGAUUCCUUUCAUAUUGGUUAUAAAUUUGCAGGUUCCAGCGAAACCAAAUUAUAAUUUGGUUAUGUAUUACGCAGCAGAGAGGGCUGUGAACAAAGAUUCUUUGUUGGGUAGAUUCAUUGAUGGAACUGAUGCAUUCCGAGAUGCCAGAUUUAAACUUAUACCAAGUAUUGUUGAGGGUUAUUGGAUGGUAAAGCGUGCAGUUGGAACGAAAGCUUGCCUUCUGGGCAAAGCAGUAACAUGCAAUUAUCUUCGCCAGGAUAACUUUCUGGAGAUAGAUGUUGACAUUGGUUCUUCGUCGGUUGCACGGAGUAUUAUUGGUCUAGUAUUGGGCUAUGUCACAAGCAUUGUCGUUGAUCUUGCUAUUCUCAUCGAGGCAAAGGAAGAGAAAGAGCUGCCUGAGUACAUUCUUGGCACUGUUCGUCUAAAUCGUGUUAAUUCCGACUCUGCUGUAUCGAUAUAAGUUACACUACAUUUCUUCUCUCAAUUGUCCGCUUCUCCCACCCAAGAGAUGUACGGUGUUGGCAGACUUGUGCAAUCUUCUGCUAUCCUCCUUUUUAUUCUGGGAGGUAGCAUAGCAUUUGUAAAAUUGGAAGUAGUAUCAUUAUGUGCUGAAUUGCUGAUACCCUAUCGAGGUUUAUUAUAUGUACAGAGUAUCGACAUGAAUAAGUCAUGCUCUUCUUAAUAAGAUCAGCUGCCUGAGUCUUCAAGGUGGUAUUUCC